Messenger RNA from Phycomyces blakesleeanus NRRL 1555(-), 345 nucleotides. RefSeq names its product GATA-type zinc finger transcription factor. The annotation marks the transcript as partial. The record is from RefSeq and is a predicted model, not a curated record. NCBI's taxonomy places the organism in Eukaryota, Fungi, Mucoromycota, Mucoromycetes, Mucorales, Phycomycetaceae. Gene Ontology annotation, molecular function: zinc ion binding; DNA-binding transcription factor activity, RNA polymerase II-specific; RNA polymerase II cis-regulatory region sequence-specific DNA binding. The transcript is spliced from 2 exons. Gene Ontology annotation, biological process: negative regulation of transcription by RNA polymerase II; positive regulation of transcription by RNA polymerase II.
UGUGCAAACUGCGGCACAACAACAACCCCACUCUGGAGAAGGGCUCCCAACGGCGACACAAUCUGUAACGCAUGUGGACUCUAUCUCAAAGCACGCAACACUCUCAGACCACCCACAAUGAAAAGAAGUCUGGUCAGAAAAGACGGCUCCGGCACCACAUUCAACCAGCAGCAGGUCAACAAACAAACCCUCAUGUGUGCAAACUGUCGCACCACCACAACCCCACUCUGGCGCCGAGACGAGGCUGGAAACACUAUCUGCAAUGCAUGUGGUCUCUACUACAAACUGCACAACGUACACCGGCCUGUCAGCAUGAAACGAAGCGUCAUCAAACGUCGAAAACGA